Haliotis rubra (blacklip abalone) is the source of this 3804-nucleotide messenger RNA. RefSeq names its product neuroligin-4, X-linked-like. Gene Ontology annotation, biological process: presynaptic membrane assembly; postsynaptic membrane assembly; synaptic vesicle endocytosis. Gene Ontology annotation, cellular component: cell surface; synapse. The record is from RefSeq and is a predicted model, not a curated record. Gene Ontology annotation, molecular function: neurexin family protein binding; signaling receptor activity. Lineage: Eukaryota; Metazoa; Mollusca; Gastropoda; Lepetellida; Haliotidae.
ACGGCUUUACACUUCUAAACCAGCUCUAAUUCAUCAUCUUCUUCACUCAAACACAGUACUUCCCCCGUCUCAUUCAGCCGUGAGACGAACUGCCACUUCUGCGCAUGCGCACUCUAUUGGGGCACACGUCUGCCUCCACGGCACACGAACUCUCCAGUUAAAUUUGACACCCGCGGAGGAUCCGAAGUGAUGUUUUCAAACAAGCCAGAAUUGCUCGCCGCUCGAAUCCGACCAUGCUUCGCUGUUCCUCGCGCUGAGGCUGAAAAUUGCGAUCUCUUUAUAAAGUGGGUAGCGGCCAAGCUGAGCAUCGAUAUAGCUAUUCAAAGGGAUACUUUGUCUGGUGGCAGUAGCACAGGCGGCUUCUACAGUUCAUGUCAUGAAAAGCAGUGAAAAAGUUGGCAGUGUGUUAUCUAAGUUUUCGUUACUAUGGGCGGCCUGGGGGUAGAGUGCAUUGUCAUCCUUGUCCUUGUGUUUGUGUUUAGUUUACACCUGGAACAGAGCGGGGGACGAGUGAUCAUGAAACAGCUGAGUUCCCGUGUUAUUAAUACCAGGUAUGGAAAAGUUCGAGGAAUUCUUGUUGAGUUUCCAAACCGGUAUCUACGCCCGGUCGAGGCCUACUUAGGCCUCCGCUACGCUGAUCUUGACCAAGGGAAUAUGCGGUUUAUGCCUCCAAAAAACCCUGUUGAAAAAUGGACGGGAAUUCGAGUAGCUGUUAAAAACCAACCAGUCUGUCCACAAGUCACUCACCACGAAAGGGAUUUAAGUCUGAGCUUACCUGAAGGUCGGGUGGCACACCUGAGAAACAUCACCCCGUUCUUAAGCGAACAAGGGGAGGACUGUCUCACACUCAAUCUAUAUGUUCCCACGAAAGAAUGGAACGACACAGACCCCAUGCCAGUGAUGGUGUUCGUCCACGGAGAGUCAUAUGAAACCGGAACCGGAAAUGCGUAUGACGGAAGUGUUUUAUCAAGUUACGGUGAUGUCAUAGUCGUCACCCUCAAUUACAGACUCGGAGUGCUUGGUUUCUUGACGACGGGGAACCAGGCUGCCAUGGGGAACUACGCCCUCCUUGAUAUCACUCAGGCUUUGCACUGGCUUAGAGAAAACAUCGCCAGUUUUACUGGCGAUCCUCAACGAGUGACACUGUUUGGUCACGGCCAUGGGGCCGCUCUCGUCAACCUGCUGAUGCUGUCGCCAUUUGCGUCAGAAGGUCGUGGUCCGUUCUUCCAAAGAGCCAUCAUUCAAAGUGGCUCCGCAUUGAGCACCUGGGCCGUGUCCUACGACCCUGUUUGGUGCACUCAAAAACUUGCCAUCAAUGUCAACUGUAGCCGGUUCAUAAGUGAUUCCCAAAAGCUCAUCAAAUGUCUCAGGGAACGUACGUACGAGGAGCUUGUAAAUGCAGUUCCCAAGGCACCGAAGUAUUAUUCGUGUUUUGCUCCAUCCGUCGAUGGAUGGUCGGUGCUUCCAAAGAAGGUGAUGGAGAUGAUUAAUGAGAAGAAGAUGAAGUUUGCAUCAGCCAAGGUCAUGUUUGGCAUUACCAAGAACGAAGCGUACUCCUACCUAAAACAACAAGAGAUCAAAAAAGGAAUAUCCGAAUUCCGGAAAACGCAAAUAAUCAGAACUUAUGUGCAAAAUGUGUUCCGAUACCACAGACAGAAAGUAUUUGAGAUUCUUGAUCACCAUUAUUCGGACUGGAACCGGAUAUCAGACAAAAUUUCCAAGAGAAACAAUAUCAUGGAUUUGCUUAGUGACGGGCAGUAUGUUGCACCAUUGAUGGAAACGGCCCAGAAACAUGCAGAAACAGCCGACACUUAUUUAUAUGCAUUUACGUACUCUACCCAGUCAGAGAAUUCGCAGGAUGUACAUGGUAUCCAUGGUGAUGAACUGCCAUAUGUUUUUGGUGCUCCUAUUGUUGAUGGAUUGUCUCCCUUUCCCUCCACUUACACCAGCGCAGAGAAGAUGCUUAGUGAGGCUGUGAUGACAUACUGGACGAAUUUUGCCAAAACUGGCAACCCCAAUGAGCCUCGCAACCAGACAUCCGUUCACGGCGGUCGUGUACGUAACCGUUUCGUAAACAUCGAUUGGCCAAAAUUUGAGCUUGGUGAUCAAAAUUACCUCCAAAUAGCGCGUCGGCCAACAGUUCGGCAUCACUAUCGAGCUCAGAAGUUAGCCCUAUGGCUUGAUCUCAUACCAAAUAUCAGCAAACCAAAAAGCGGCACAGAUCCAACUCAACACCUUCUGGAGGACUCCAACAACAUGUCUACUUUUGACGAAUUCCCGCGUUUGGUCCCACCAUUCAAUAAGGUGUUCCCAUCUCCACCACCGAUGCCGCCGAUCUCGCCAACCUGGGGACCGCCCAACGAUGGCACCUGGUCAACUACAAGUUACUACAACGGAUAUACAGAUGAGGAUCCAGAUAACAUUCACACAAGAGUGCGUCAUGGUUCCACUGAAUCCGCCACAGUGCUCCACAGCACUCCAGAUGGCGUUACUGCUGUUCCUGCCACAGCUGGACAGCCAGAUCCUUCUCACAGCUCCGUCCCUUUAAGCAUUACCGUUGCAGUUGGAUGUUCACUUUUGUUUCUUAACAUUCUGAUAUUUGCUGGAGUGUUUUAUCAAAGGGAACGAAUAAAAAAGUUAAAAAGGCAGCAAGAGCAAGAAGAGGAAGAACAGGAGGAAGUAAAACUGGCCCGGAAAUUAGAAAAGACAGUGCGAAACGCCACGGGUCCUGAGACUGUAAGUCUCAUGUCAAAUCCUUCUAAUCAUCAAUCUCCUGCCAAAAAUGCUCAUCCACAACCAAGCCCACAGAAUAACCAGAAAACAGCAAUAGCAUCCAAACCACCACCGCCCCCAGGGUCGGGCUACACGUACACAGCCAUCCCCACACAGUCGACAUCACCUAUGCACCGCAAUGCCAUGCCUCAUGGACACCCAAUACCAAUGAACACCUUCGGCAAAGGAAAGACUCCAGACCACCUGCAAAGGUCUGAAAAUGAUGGUCACAUUUAUAAAAAGAUAAAUAAACCAAAUUCGAGGGAUAUGAAUGACUCGAACAAUGCCAUUACUAUAGUUUAGUGAUCGUGUAGAUAUAAGAACAUAAAGCAAUUGACUGGACACGUGUCAAAAGACACAGGCCAGUGGCUGGCCUCAAGUGUGAUUGACAAGGAUGAAUGGGCGUCGUAUGUGUCAGCCAGCGGAAUUGUUUUGAGAUUAUUCGUUAGGGACAAUGCCAGGGAAGGGUGUGGCUGGUCCGAUGGUUUGUUGGAACAGGUGCUAAUUUCUAUAAAGAGGCGAGAGCAUGCAAAUUCGUGUGACAAUCACAAACAAAGGACAGGACAUCAUUAAUUCCAUUUACACCUGAAAAUGCCCAAACCGUUUCCCUUUCAACACAAAGAGGCAUUUAUGUGAAACGUCCCAAUUGUAACAUGUAACAUGCACCCAAAUAGAUAUGUUCCCUGUAGGUAAAUGUGCCAUGAUGGGUUUGUUCUUUACCCAACCACUAUAUUACCGAUUCCAUACUGUUACCUACAAACCAUCAGAAUUAUCAGUGGAAAAGCUAUCUCAUUCUGUUCAGAUACGUCUGAUUCUGCAUUCCCAAAGGAACACAAUAUAUCAUCAUAUUUAGUAUUUACACAGUAAAAUAUCACAGGAAGGUUGCAAUAAUUGCAACAAACACCAUCACGUAACAUGGUUUUGCUGUUUUAAUUAUAUGCUUCCCAUCAAACGUUUAGACUCACUAGUGUAAAUAUAGCCACUUACUUCAGGCAACUGUUCUAACUAAAUUUUGCAAAAUAUUCCAUACUG